Naegleria gruberi is the source of this 558-nucleotide messenger RNA. RefSeq lists its product as uncharacterized. Bases 1 to 558 code for a protein of 185 amino acids. The record is from RefSeq and is a predicted model, not a curated record. The transcript has a single exon. NCBI's taxonomy places the organism in Eukaryota, Heterolobosea, Eutetramitea, Acrasida, Naegleriidae.
AUGAGAGCUUAUCUGUUGUUGGUUGCCUUGUUGGCUUGUUUGAUGAUUGGUGUUGUUUGUGGAGCUGAGGAAAAGGCUUCACUCACUGUUGCCCCUGCUGCUUUUUCUGAAGAAGAAAUGGCCCGUCAACUUAUUGGUAAAUUGAGAGGAAAUGUUAGAGGUGCCGGAGCUACUUGUAGAUUUGUUAAUACUGAUUUGCUUACCAAGACUUUUAUUUGUGAUGUUUCAUAUGAGAAGAAAUUGGUUCUCAAGAAGAUCAAAGUUUCUGGAACUGUUACUAUGGUCGCUUAUUUGACUAGACAAAAGGUUCAACUUAAGGUUGAAACUGGAGGUAAAACUCUCUUUGAUAAGGAGUUUGAUAUGGGACUUGUUAAUCUUGAUCCAAUUUGUUUGGAUUUCUUGUUAGAUAUUGGUUUCUGUGUUCAAGUUAGAAACAUUAGAUUUGAUAUUAAGGGUGAAGGAUGUGCUGCCUUUGAUAUUGAAGGAUAUUUCAAUGCCUUUGGUUUUAGAGAAACUGUCCUCAAACAACCUUUGGGUUACAAUGUUAAUAAGUGUUAA